AGACUCUCAUCACUGGCCCAACAGCUCUUUAGUCACACUCACACACACUGAAACUCACGGUUCUCUUUUAUAUCUGCUUCAAAAUAGGCUUCUUCUUUAAAAACUUGGGCCUGGGCUUGAUUUUUAAGGCCAUUUAGCUCUCUCAAUGUAUACAUUUUAAUUUUUUUUAAAAAUUUAUUUCCUUUUACACAAUACACAAUUGCACAUACAUAUAUAUUCCUGAACCUUGACCCUAAUUCCUAACUGAACUCGCUCUCUCUCUCUCUCUGAGCCAAAAUCCCCAGUUGGGACGCACGCUGUAUCUCUCGCCCAUAUCGAGCCCUUAACCAUCUUUCUAGCUUUGCCUCUCCAGUCCUCACCGUCACUCUCUCUCUCUGCCUCUCCAGUCUCCGCCUCUCCUCACCGUCACUCUCUCCAGUCUCCGACUCUCCUCGCCGUCGUUUCCGCCCCUACCUUCCUCCAAAUCGUCGAUCGCGUUGAAAACCUCCUCCACGCUAUUGCUGUUUUAAUGGAGGGAGGAGACAGCUUGUUAGAUGCCAUCUAUGAAGAGGAUAACUUAGAAGGCAUUGAUGAUGUUGAGAUGCUUGAUGUUGAAGAAGGAGAGUUGGUGGAGCCCAAUUUACAUAAUGAAAAGGGAAAAAGCAGUGGUGGAGAUGUCAAUUUAGAAAUUCAAGGAUCUCAAAGUAAAAAUCGUGGGCUUCGGGCUAGAAAGAAGAAGAAUAGGAGAAAGAAGGGUGGCUCAAGGCCAGUUACAGACAUAAAUAGGUUUGUGUUAGAUACGUGUAGGCGUUUGAAAGAGAGAAAAUCAUACAUGGUAUAUACGGCUGUAGGUUGUUUGGGAGUUUCUGCAUUAAAUGAUCUCGUCAAAGAGGUGGAUGCAAUUCAGGCUUGUGGAGGUCAGAUGACUGCUGAUGGAAGCCGCUGUCGAAAUGGUGGUGGCAUAUUAUGGAAUAUCAUUAAAGCACGAGAACCAAAAGCCUACAAAGAGAUAAUGAAAAAAGUGCAGGAGUUUGAGAAGCAAUUCAAGCCAUCAAAUAAUAGACGAGGAGGGGAGCCAAAGAAGGAAGGUAAUUCACCAGGAACCACCCAUUCAUUUGCGGAAGGUACUCCUGCCACUUUUUCGGAUAAUUCCCAGCCAAUAUCUCAGAUGCAAAAUGAGCAGACAAAUACUGGUGGUAUUGAACGAGUGUCUGUUUGUGAUAGACUAAGGAUCCCAGUGUCUUAUGAUGAUGACCUUCUUGGAGAGGAUACGAAGGGUGAUGCAGCUUGAUUUUUGGAUCAUAAGAACUUUAUAUGGCUUGGUAUUGUAGGUUUCAUUCCCAGAUGAGGUGCCAGAUUAUUGUUGUGUUUAUGCCAUAGAUGAAACAAAAUGUUCCAACCCAUUUCCAUUUGGGUGGGGAUGGGCGAUAUUCCUUGUUUUGUACAAGAGAGGCCGCUGCAGUAUUGAUGAUAUUGGAUUUUGUUUUAAAAGAAAAUUUCCAAUAGAAUCUCAAUUGAAGAAUGAUCCUAAUCACCAUUUUUUGUGAUGUAUUCAUUGUUUUAUACGCACUAAGCCUUUUUGAUGGUGGAUUGUUCGUGAUUUAUUCAAUUGAUUCUCUUGCUA
Quercus robur (English oak) is the source of this 1603-nucleotide messenger RNA. RefSeq lists its product as uncharacterized. Gene Ontology annotation, biological process: snRNA export from nucleus. The coding region runs from base 509 to 1270 and encodes 253 amino acids. The transcript is spliced from 6 exons. The record is from RefSeq and is a predicted model, not a curated record. NCBI's taxonomy places the organism in Eukaryota, Viridiplantae, Streptophyta, Magnoliopsida, Fagales, Fagaceae.